AUGCUGGACCGUCCUCGGCGCCUGGACCGUCCUCAGCGCCUGGACCGUCCUCAGCUCCUGGACAGUCCUCAGCUCCUGGACCGUCCUCAGCUCCUGGACCGACCUCGGCGCCUGGACAGUCCUCGGCUCCUGGACCGACCUCGGCGCCUGGACAGUCCUCGGCUCCUGGACAGUCCUCGGCUCUUGGACCGUCUUCGGAUCCUGGACCGUCAACUGCUGCUGGUUCUUCCUCGGCUCCUGGACUGUCCUCUGCUGCUGGACCGUCCUCUGCUGCUGGACCGUCCUCUGCUGCUGGACCGUCCUCUGCUGCUGGACCGUCCUCUGCUGCUGCACCUACAGGUGUGUCCACAAAGGAAGAGAAGGAGGAAGCGCUGCAGCCAGGACACCUCCACCCAGGAGCCAACGUGCUUGGAGCUGGAGCUGCUGGCCUACCUGCGUGCGGCGGACCGCAGCUCUAGCUCCAGCACCAUGCUCACACAAUGA
Messenger RNA from Knipowitschia caucasica, 483 nucleotides. NCBI's taxonomy places the organism in Eukaryota, Metazoa, Chordata, Actinopteri, Gobiiformes, Gobiidae. The record is from the annotation of a GenBank genome assembly.